AUGCCUAACACUUUGAAGCGGCGUCUUUACCACGAGGCAUACACGGUUGCAUUAUUAUGCCCCCUCGAAGUCGAAUUGAGUGCAGCUCGAUACAUGCUUGAUGAGGAACACGAAAGGCUACAGGGAAACAAACAAGACCUGAACACAUAUAUACUAGGAUCCCUGAGUGGGCACAAUGUAGUGCUCGCGUCACUGCCAAAGGGGUCGCAGGGAACGGUGUCAGCAGCGGCCGUCGCCAUCCACCUAUUGCGAUCUUUUCCUGCGGUUGAUCUUCGCUUACUGGUGGGGAUUGGCGGGGGGAUCCCUAGCAACGCAAAUGAUGUUCGUCUCGGGGAUGUGGUUGUAAGCGCCCCCGAAGGCACUCUGGGCGGAGUAGUCGUAUAUGAUUUGGGAAAGGAAACCACGAGCGGUUUCAAGAGGAAAGGAAUGCUUUGCCCUCCACCCAUUGAGUGGCGGGGUAUGAUGACAAGUAUGGAGUCGGAUCAUCGCAUACGAUCGAACCGGAUUGCAGAGUUUCUGUCGGACAUGCUGCAGAAGUAUCUUGGACUGGAGGAGUAUCGAAGGCCACCACCGGAGGCAGAUAUUUUGUUUCCAUCAGAAUACAUCCACGUCCACGAUGGGAUGACCUGUGCUUCCUGUGACAAGACUAAGGCUGUCCAACGAGUGCGACGAACGCCAUCGGAUGAAUCGCACGUCUUCUAUGGCUUCAUAGCAUCGGGAAAUCGUGUGAUGAAGGAUGGCGAAAAGCGGGACAGACUAGCUAGGGAAUCUGGUGGUGCGAUAUGCUGUGAGAUGGAGGCUGCUGGGCUAAUGAAUCAGUUUCAAUGUGUUGUCAUUCGUGGGAUCGCUGACUACUGCGACUCCCACAAGAACGAUGCCUGGCAUGCUUAUGCUGCAGCUGCAGCUGCAGCGUUAGCAAAAGAAAUUCUGCUGUACAUGGAGCCCCGUUGUAUGUGUUAUGCUCACCUUUCUCGCAGGGUCAAUAAAGCCGCGAUUAACUAA
This is a messenger RNA of Aspergillus sclerotioniger CBS 115572, 1002 nucleotides long. Its product is annotated as 5'-methylthioadenosine/S-adenosylhomocysteine nucleosidase family protein. The transcript has a single exon. Lineage: Eukaryota; Fungi; Ascomycota; Eurotiomycetes; Eurotiales; Aspergillaceae. Bases 1 to 1002 code for a protein of 333 amino acids. Gene Ontology annotation, biological process: nucleoside metabolic process. The record is from RefSeq and is a predicted model, not a curated record. Gene Ontology annotation, molecular function: catalytic activity.